This is a messenger RNA of Alosa sapidissima (American shad), 1266 nucleotides long. Its product is annotated as myosin light chain 4-like. Gene Ontology annotation, cellular component: myosin II complex. The record is from RefSeq and is a predicted model, not a curated record. Bases 94 to 1035 code for a protein of 313 amino acids. The transcript has 7 exons. Gene Ontology annotation, molecular function: calcium ion binding. NCBI's taxonomy places the organism in Eukaryota, Metazoa, Chordata, Actinopteri, Clupeiformes, Clupeidae.
CAUUACAUAUAACUCUUAGAGGUUUGCCCCAGACAGGCCAUUGUCUUUACUGGAAGCAGUAAGCACCUCAGCAGCACCCCACAGCCCAGAGUCAUGCCUGCCAAGAAGUCAGAGCCCAAGGCAGAAGCCAAGCCAGCAGCGGCCCCAGCAUCACCAGCUCCAGAGGCAGGCCCUGCACCUCCUGAAGCCCCAGCAAAAGAACCAGCUCCUGCCACGGCUACUUCUCCUGCCCCUCCGGCUACUUCUCCUGCCCCUCCAGCCGCAUCUCCUGCCCCUCCGGCCGCAUCUCCUGCCCCUCCGGCUGCUUCUCCUGCCCCUCCAGCCGCAUCUCCUGCCCCUCCGGCUACUUCUCCUGCCCCUCCGGCUGUUUCUCCUGCCCCUCCAGCCGCAUCUCCUGCCCCUCCGGCUACUUCUCCUGCCCCUCCGGCUGCUUCUCCUGCACCCCCAGCUGCUUCUCCUGCCCCACCAGCUGCUGCUCCUGCCCCAGUAGCUCCUGCCCCGGCUCCAGCUCCUGCCCCUGCCUCGGCUGCUCCUGCCCCAGAGCCACCAAAAGCCCCGAAGACCGCCGCUCCACCUGUAGACUUCAGUGCAGAUCAGAUUGAAGAGUUCAAAGAGGCCUUCCAGCUUUUUGACCGGACCCCAAAGGGAGAGCUGAAGAUCUCGUUUGCCCAGUGUGGAGACGUGAUGCGGGCUUUGGGUCAGAACCCAACAAAUGCUGAGGUCCUACGAGUGCUGGGGAAGCCCCAGUUGGAGGAAAUGAACACCAAGCUGAUUGACUUUGAGACCUUCUUACCUAUGUUUCAACAAGUCACAAAAUCCAAGGACACGGGCACAUUUGAGGACUUUGUUGAGGGACUUCGUGUUUUUGACAAAGAGGGAAAUGGAACUGUUAUGGGAGCUGAGCUUCGCCAUGUUCUGGCCACUCUUGGUGAGAGGAUGACAGAGGGAGAAGUUGACCAAGUGCUGGCUGGGCAGGAGGACCCCAAUGGCUCUAUCAAUUAUGAGGCCUUUGUCAAGCAUAUUAUGGCUGGCUGAACAAACCCACUGGAGGGACAUGGAUCGCUCUUCUUUUGGAGUCCAGUGGAUAUAUGACAGUGUGACUACGAGGUUUACAUGAAGUGAAACAAACACCCAGUGGAGAGAAACUAACAUCUGUUUGUUCAUAAAUAUUCCCAUUGUUAUUAUUUGUGGGUCUGUAGGCUGUACUCAGUGCAGAUUGAUGUUACUUUUACCCAGCAAAUAGAUAUAAUAAAGAGUUUGUUUUUA